Molecule: messenger RNA, 363 nt
Organism: Rotaria sp. Silwood2
Lineage: Eukaryota; Metazoa; Rotifera; Eurotatoria; Philodinida; Philodinidae
Source: the annotation of a GenBank genome assembly
AUGGCAUCUAAUUCUGCUCCAUUUGAAACAGUAAAUGAGAGCGUUUCAAAGACAUGGAAACUACGUUCACUAUAUCUCCUUGUCUUUGCAUUGAUUACUGUUACUGUCGUCUACCCUUACUUAAAGAAGGUUCAUAAUCCUUACAUAUUUUCAAAUUCUGCUGUUGUAGAAACAAAUGGCAUACUACGCUAUAUGAAAACAAAAUUAAGUGCAACCAGUUUAGAAUAUUUUGACGACAUAAAUAGUGUCCCUGGAACAACUGGGCCAGGAAUUCCAAAAGCAAUACGCUCUUCUUUAUUAAACAAAUAUGGAGGUGUAGAUACUUAUACUACUAUGUCUUAUGGUGCUGCAACAGGUACUUGA